This is a messenger RNA of Lodderomyces parapsilosis, 678 nucleotides long. RefSeq lists its product as uncharacterized. Lineage: Eukaryota; Fungi; Ascomycota; Pichiomycetes; Serinales; Debaryomycetaceae. The transcript has a single exon. The coding region runs from base 1 to 678 and encodes 225 amino acids. The record is from RefSeq and is a predicted model, not a curated record.
AUGUCUGACCCAAGUGCCCGUAUAAAGUCCCAUAUGAACAAGGACCACCAGCUUGCAUUGCGCGAUUACGUUGUUGUAUACGGUUCCGUGGAUCCAAAGUAUUUAGUGGAAGAUUCGGUUGGAAUUAAAGAGGUUGAUACUGAAAAAAUUGUUAUCGAGUACGAUGUGAUCAAUCCAUCUUCAACAAAGAGCUUAAAACUCAAAUGGAAUGAUGCCAAAGAAAAUGAGCAAAUAUCAGUCAAGUCUCUUUCCGAUAUCAAGUCCAAACUCAUUGCAAUGGCCAAAUACAGUGCCGGAAAGCAAGGGUUCGCUGAAAAGAAAUUGACUAAAAUUUUCGGCCCCGAUGCACAAGGUAUUCCAAUGUACCCAAUUUGGGCCAUUUUAUUGCUCAAUGCCUACAAUCCCACCAUCUUGAGAUCAGUAGCCAUCAAUAGUGCAUGGAUCAAGAAGGCAAUUGAGUACUUACCAAGUGUCGCGUUUGCAAUUUACAAUUGGUCCGAGUUACAUGCAUUGAAACUUUGUAUUGGGUUGUUUGUUGCUCACUUGGGUGAAAUACUUUUUAUUUCUGGUCCUUUCUUGAAGAAAUAUAGAGCACCAUUUGGGGUAAGAUUGGUCUACUACAUCAUGAAUUUGAUUGAGGGAUUUCCAGUAUUGCUUAGAUUGAAGAAACACGCUUGA